CACGCAUGCGCACAGGACCCUGAAGGCCUUGAAAAUGUCGGCUGCAGGUUAAAAACGAGAAGGAAUUUGUCUCCAGGAAUCUCAAUCAUGGCACGCCAGUUUUGUUGACUCUUUCUAGGUAUUUUAGAAGUGGAGCAGGGGAUUCAAUUGACCAUCCUUCCUGCUCAGACUGUGGGGAGGAAUUCACUCGGUCAUUUGACCAACUGGCACGCCCAUCAUUUUACACAGGAGAACGGCCGUUCACCUGCUCAGACAGUGGAAAUGGAUUCACUCGGUUAUCACAAUUGAAGGUACAUCAGCAAGUUCAUACUGGGCAAGGCCAUUUUCCUGUUCUGUGUGUGAGAAAGGAUUCAGUCAGUCAUCCCAGUCAGUUCACAAUAGGCAGAGGCUGCUCCUCUGCUGAAUUUAUGAGGAACGAUUCACUCGGUCAUCUGACCUAAUGGCUCACCAGCGAGUUCACACCAGGGAGCGGCCAUUCACCUGUUUGGACUGUAGGAAGGGAUUCACUUGCUCAUAUAAACUGAAAGUUCAUCAUCGAGUUCACACUGGUGAGAAACCAUUCACCUGCUCAGUCUGUGAAAAGAGAUUCAGUCACUCUUCCACACUACGGAGACACCAGCGAGUUCACACUGGGGAGAAGCCAUUCACCUGCUCAGUCUGUGGGAAGAGAUUCUCUGAGUCAUCUGCCCUACUGGUACAUCAGCGAGUUCACACCGGGGAGAAGCCGUUCAUCUGCUCAGACUGUGGGAAGAGAUUCACCGAGUCAUCUGGCCUACUGGUACAUCAGCGUGUUCACACUGGGGAGAAGCCAUUUACCUGCUCAGACUGUGGGAAGAGAUUCACUCAGUCAUCCACCCUACAGAGUCAUCUGCGAGUUCACACUGGAGAGAGGCCGUUCUCCUGCUCAGAGUGUGGGAAGGGAUUCAUUCGGUCAUCCCAACUACUGGCACACCAGCGCGUGCACACUGGGGAGUGGCCUUUCACCUGCUCAGAAUGUGGGAAAGGAUUCACUGAGUCAUCCACCCUACAGAGACAUCAGCGAGUUCACACUGGGGAGAAGCCGUUCACCUGCUCAGUCUGUGGGAAGAGAUUCACUCAUUCAUCCACCAUACAGAGACACCAGUCAGUUCACACUGGGGAGAGGCCGUUCACCUGCUCAGACUGUGGGAAGGGAUGCACUAAAUCAUCUAUACUGAAAGUACAUCAGCGAGUUCAUGCUGGAGAGAGGCGGUUCACCUGUUCAGAAUGUGGGAAGGGAUUCACUCAGUUACACCAUCUACAGAGGCACCAGCGAGUUCACACUGGGGAGAAGCCAUUCACCUGCUCGGAAUGUGGGAAGAGAUUCACUGAUUCAUCCAUCCUACAGAGACACCAGCGAGUUCACACUGGAGAGAAGCCGUUCACUUGCUCAGUCUGUGGGAAGAGAUUCACUCGGUUAUCCACCCUACGGAAUCAUCAGCGAAUUCAUACUGGGGAGAAGCCAUUCACCUGCUCGGAAUGUGGGAAAGGAUUCACUGAUUCAUCCAACCUACAGAAACAUCAGCGAAUUCACACUGGGGAGAAGCCGUUCACCUGCUCAGAAUGUGAGAAGAGAUUCACUGAUUCAUCCACCCUACAGAAGCAUCAGCGAGUUCACACUGGGGAGAAGCCGUUCACAUGCUCAGUCUGUGGGAAGGGAUUCACUCGGUCAUCCACCCUACAGAGUCAUCAGCGAGUUCACACUGGGGAGAAGCCGUUCACUUGCUCAGAAUGUGGGAAAGGAUUCACCCAGUCAUCCCGACUACUGGCACACCUGUCAGUUCACGAUGGGGAGUGGCCGUUGUUAUGAAUGUCUAGGUUUCAUUUGUUGUGGACUAUCAUUUCAAGAGAGAGAGAGAGAGAGAUUAGGAAGGUGAAUCAGUCUGACUUGCUACUUGUUUACAUCACUCGCAGCUUGUUUAGUUUUAACCGAGGACACAGACACUCAGAGUCAGACAGAGACGAAGGAGGAAAAAUGGAAGGAUUGAAACCAGGGAACUAGUGGCCAAGAGUCACUGUUUGGAUUUUCCUAUGCCCACAAGUGUGAGCUAAUUAUCAAUUCCGUCAUCUCGUUUGAUCCAUAGGAGUGGAUCGGAUUUGGGGUAUCCUGUGAAGACCACUGAAUGUGUUAACCCUUGCCUGGGCAUGGUGUGGUAAUUCACUUGAACAGGAUACCCCUUGUGACAAGUCACUUUCGGUGAUAAUUCAUAUGUGGAUUUGGAAUGAUGACAGAUCAAAUCUACAGUGACUGUUUCCCCCAUUUUACCUCCAUGGAACCUGUGGAAUUCGAUAAAAUUUCCUUCUCUCGACAUUUACCCUGGAUUACAAAUAUGUCUCUCUCAUCACCUAUUCUGUGGUUGAACUGAACUUACAUACUUUAGUAUCUCAAGACUCCAAGUCUUGUUUCCCCCGAGCUCAAUAGUUUGGGAGUUAUAUUUACACGCAUAUAUACACAUAACACUGUUAACUUCUGUUCAUCGUGCUUAAGUUACCAGAUUACAAGGAGAUUCUAAUAAGGAUAGUUUUAACAUCAAAAACAGACUCAGGUGUAGUGGGGCCUGUGUCCAGGAUAUGAACAGAUUUGGGGGCGUAUUGAUUAAUUAUCGAUUUCAUUGGGGAAAUCCCUUUUGAUUUAUUUGUGGGUGGAAAAUCAGCAGCAAUGGAUGUUGAUAGAUAUCUGGAAGUGCCAACCUCUGAGGCAUUAGAUGACGCCAGAAGGAUUGGGUUGUUGAGUAUUGCUAAAAGGUUAAAAAUUGCUAAGGUGAAAUUUAUGAUCAGGUGGGCACAGAUGCAGAGGAUAAUCGCUGAACAUUAUGUAUCUGACAAUGUGUUUAAAGUGGAGGUGUUGGAGGUGUUUCCUGAAAGUAAACCUCGUGAGCUUGAGCUCCCGUAUAAAUGACAAAAAUUAAAGAUGGAGGCUGCAGAAAGGCAGAGGCCAUUUAAAGCUAGAGAGGCAGAAAAAUAGAGAGAAGAGGCAGUAAAACAGUGGGAGGACGCAGAAAGACAGAGGCUGUUCGAGCUGGAAAAGAUAGAGAGAUUACAGCAAAGGGGUCUAGUGUUACACUCUGGUGAUAAGUUUGAGGCCAGUUGGGAAGUUAAAUUGCUGCCUCCAUUUGACAAGGCAAAGGUUGAUAAACACUUCCAGUAUUUUGAGAAGGUUGCUCAGAGUUUAAAGUGGUCAAAAGAGGGUUGUCCUAUUCUCUUACAUAGUGCAAUUAAGGGGGAGGCUCAGCAAGCCUAUUCUGCUUUGACAAUUGAUGAAGCAGCUGAUUAUAGAUCAUAGAACAGCACAUCACAGUACAGGCCCUUCAGCCCACAAUGUUGUGCUGACCUUUAAUCCCUGCCCCCCAUAUAUCCUCCACCCACCUUAAAUUCCUCCAUAUAUCUGUCUAGUAGUCUCUAGUGUAUCUGCCUCCACCACUGACUCAGGCAGUGCAUUCCGCACACCAACCACUCUCUGAGUUAGAAAAAAAACCUUCCUCUAAUAUACCCCUUGAACUCCGCACCCCUUACCUUAAUGCCAUGUCCUCUUGUAUUGAGCAGUGGUACCCUAGGGAAGAGGCACUGGCUGCCCACUCUAUCUAUGCCUCUUAAUAUCUUGUAUACCCCUAUCAUGUCUCCUGUGAUCCUCCUUCUCUUCAACGAGUAAAGCCCUAGCUCCCUUAAUCUCUGAUCAUAAUGCAUGCAGUCUAAACCAGACAUUAUCCUGGUAUAUCUCCUCUGUACCCUUUCCAAUGCUUCCAUAUCUUUCUGAUAGUGAGGUGACCAGAAUUGGAUACAGUACUCCAAGUGUGGCCUAACCAGAGUUUUAUAGAGCAGCAUCAUUACAUCGCGACUCUUAAACUCUAUCCCUCAACUUAUGAAAGCUAACACUCCAUAAGCUUUCUUAACUACCCUACCUACACGUGUGGCAACUUUCUGGGAUCUGGGGACAUAAACCCCCAGAUCCCUCUGCUCCUCCACAGUACCAAGUGUCCUGCCAUUUACUUUGUACUCUGUCUUGGAGUUUCACCUUCCAAAUUGCACCACCUCACACUUCUCCGGGUUGUACUCCAUCUGCCACUUUUCAGCCCAUUCCUGGAUCCUAUCAAUGUCUGUCUGCAAUCUUUGUCAAUCCUCUACACUAUCCACAACACCACCAACCUUUGUGUCAUCUGCAAACUUGUCAACCCUCCCUUCUACCCCCAUAUCCAGGUCGUUAAUAAAAAUCACGAAAAGUAAGGGUCCCAGUACCGAUUUAUGUGGGACACCACAAGUUACAACCCUCAAAUCCAAAAUGUACUCACUCCACCAUGACUGUCUGCUUUCUGUAGGUAAGCCAAUUCUGAAUCCACCUGGCCAAAUAUCCCUUCUGACUUUCUGAAUAAGCUUACCGUGGGGAACCUUAUCACAUAGUGAAACAGGCUGUGCUCAAAGCUUACAAGAUGGUCUCAGAAUCAUACUGCAAAUGUUUAGAAAUUUGAGGAAAUCUGUGAACCAGACUUAUAUGGAAUUUGCUUAUGAGAAGUUUGUGUGUUUUGACCGCUGGUGCACAUGUAAAAAUGUGAAUGAUGAUUUUAACAGCUUGAAAGAGUUGGUUUUAAUUGAAGAAUUCAAAAGCUGAGUGUCUGAUGACCUAAAGACAUAUUUAGAUGAAAAGGAUGCUGCCACUUUGCAGGAGUCUGCUAGAUUAGCAGAUGAGUUUGUUUUAACUUAUAAGGUUAAGUUUACCCAGAAUAAGAGCUUCCAAAAGAGUAGCAGGGAUAACCAGGGUAAACCAGAAAUUGAAGCUGGGACCAGUGACAAGAGUAAGGAUGAAGGGAAGCAGUUGAAGGAGAAAUAUUCUGGUCUCACUUGUUACUAUUGUAAGAAAUCUGGUCAUAUGAUGGCUAAUUGUUCUGUCCUGAAGAAGAAAAAGGAAAAGGAGGCAGUCCCAAAUGCCUGUGUUCAGUAUGUUGAAGCACCUAUAAACCCAUAGGGUUCUGAACAUUCUGUUGAGGCUCAAUUAAGGACUGAGAGGUCUGACCGAGAUAAGAAGGGAUUCGAUCAUUUUAUGUCAGAUGGGUUUGUAUUAGCAAAGGAAGGGUCAACCCCAGUACCAGUGAAAAUUCUUCGAGAUACUGGGGCUUCUCAGUCACUUAUAUUAGACAGUGUUCUAAUGUUUGGUGAUGAGACUGACACUGGAGAGGAGAAGUAAAUCUAAUUAAAGGCAUUGGGGUUGGUAUCGUUUCUGUACCAUUGCACAAGGUAACUUUACAGUCAGGGUUGGUUUUGGGACCUGUUAAGAUUGGAUUAUGCUCCAGUUUACCGGUGGAAGAUGUAACUUUGCUGUUAGGGAAUGACCUGGCAAAUGUUAAAGUUGUUCCUGCAGUGCAGUUCACAACUAAGUCAGCCACUGACGACCCACAAAUGGAUUUUAACAUUCAUCAUUCCUGCGCAGUAACUAGAAGUAUGGCUAAAAAGUCUGCCGAUGCAGACAGUUCUGUGCAGCAUGAUUCUGAUACCCAUGAUGGCCAAAAUCGGGAUUCAGGUUAUGACGACUUGUCAGGGACUUCUCUGCCUUCAUUUUUUCAACAGGAUUCAGGUAGUAAGUCUGAUGAGAAAGACUUAUUCCUGUCUAGGAAGGAGUUUAUUGCAGAAGAGAACCAAGACCCUGAGAGUGAAGUUUUGAAAGAAACAGCUGUCUCAGAUGAUGAGAUUAAGAAAGUGCCAGUAGGAUAUUAUCUCGAGGAUGGAGUGUUAAUGAGGAAGUGGAGGCCACCUGCUAUACCAGCAAGUGAGGAAUGGGCAAUUGUUCAUCAAGUUGUAGUUCCUAAAGUUUAUAGGGCUGAAAUUUUAACUUUGGCCCGUAGUAUGCCCUUUGGUCGACAUUUUGGAGUGAAUAAAACUGUAAACAGGAUUAUGAAAUACUUCUACAUGCCUAAUUUUGGGAAAUACGUUGUGACCUUUUGCAGAACCUGUCACACUUGUCAUGUCGGUGUCGGUUUGAUAGAAGGCCCACCGUGGUCUAUACCUGCAUUCGGUGAACCCUUUUCUAAAGUUAUCGUGGAUUGAGUUUGCCCGUUGCCAAAUACUAAAGCUGGCCAUCAGUAUUUUCUAACUAUUAUGAGUACUGCAUCCAGAUUCCCAGAGGCAAUACCUCUCAGAAAUAUUGAAGUUAAAACUCUGGUGAAGGCUGUUACCAAAUUUUUUUACUUGAUUUGGUUUGCCUAAAGAAAUCCAGUCUGAUCAAGGAAGUAAUUUUACAACUGGAUUAUUCCAGCAGGUAGUUUAUGAACUGGGAGCUAAACAAAUUACAUCAUCCGCAUUCCAUCAUGGGUUCCAGAAAGAUUUCACUCUACCCUCAAAACAAUGACAAAGACAUAAUGUGUUCCACACAGUUUCUCUCUCUCUCACACUGUGCCUUGUAAAGGCUUGAAAAAGACAUAAUCGGACGCACGCACAUACACGCCAAAAAAAGACACUGUGUUGAAAAUGUAAAAGACUGGGAUGAAGGAAUGCUUUUGUUGGCAGUAAGAGAGUUGAUAUCGGAAUCACUGGGCUUUAGUCCAUUUGAACUUGUAUUUCGUCACAGAGUGAAGUGACCUUUGCCCUUGUUAAAGAGACAGUGGGUUGAUGGGGACAUACAUGUUAACUUGUUAGACUAUGUUUUGAAGUUCAAAAAUAAACUACACCAGGCCUGUACUCUAGCGAGACAAAACUUAAAGAUUUCUCAAAACAAAAUGAAGUGUUGGUUUGAUAAGCGGGCUUGCGUAAUAAAAUACCAGGUGGGGGAUAAGGUUCUUGCCUAUUUCCAAUGUUGACGAAUCCACCUCAGGCGAAAUUCAACAGACUGUAUGAAAUAGUCUCUCAAAUUAACGAUGUGAAUUAUGUUAUUAAAACACCCGACCGACGUAAACUAA
Messenger RNA from Hypanus sabinus (Atlantic stingray), 6899 nucleotides. Its product is annotated as gastrula zinc finger protein XlCGF26.1-like. Gene Ontology annotation, biological process: regulation of transcription by RNA polymerase II. Gene Ontology annotation, molecular function: RNA polymerase II cis-regulatory region sequence-specific DNA binding; DNA-binding transcription factor activity, RNA polymerase II-specific. The coding region runs from base 440 to 1828 and encodes 462 amino acids. Lineage: Eukaryota; Metazoa; Chordata; Chondrichthyes; Myliobatiformes; Dasyatidae. The record is from RefSeq and is a predicted model, not a curated record. The transcript has 2 exons.